Messenger RNA from Sciurus carolinensis (gray squirrel), 5552 nucleotides. It is a transcript of the gene Thsd7a, whose product is annotated as thrombospondin type 1 domain containing 7A. NCBI's taxonomy places the organism in Eukaryota, Metazoa, Chordata, Mammalia, Rodentia, Sciuridae. The record is from RefSeq and is a predicted model, not a curated record. Gene Ontology annotation, cellular component: plasma membrane. The transcript has 29 exons. The coding region runs from base 366 to 5396 and encodes 1676 amino acids. Gene Ontology annotation, biological process: actin cytoskeleton organization.
CUCCUCUCUCUCCAGCUGGCGGCGGGGGCUGCGCUGCCUCCCAGACCUCACGGACCUGCUCAGUCAGCUGGGGCCCCCUGCGGACGGCUGCCUCCCUCGCUGCUAGGACCUGCCACUCUGUACGGAAUGGCAGCGGCGGCAGCAUCCCCGCCAGCGGCGGUGGCGGCGGCUGUGUCCACAGCCACCACGGACGCUAUUGUUCCCUGGUGUUAGAUGCUCUUUCCCUCCUUUUCAUCUGAAGCGAACAAUAGCAGGAAAGAGCUUUGCUUUCUGUACUCCUUGGGAAGACGUUCCGAAAGGAAAGAAAAAAUUCCCUGCCGAACAAACGUGCUGCGAAUCCGGACCCUGGAGCGGCUGCGGGCAGCAUGGGGCUGCAAGCGAGGCGCUCGGUGUCCGGGAGCCGGGGCGCUGCGGAACCACGCCGGGGCGUCCUGCAGCUGCUACCGCCGCUGCCACUGCUCCUGCUGCUGCUGUGCCCGGGCGCCUGCAGGGCUGCGGCUCAGGGCGAGGCGGAGGCGCCCACCCUCUAUCUGUGGAAGACUGGUCCAUGGGGCAGAUGCAUGGGCGAUGAGUGUGGUCCAGGAGGCAUCCAAACCAGGGCUGUGUGGUGUGCUCAUGUGGAGGGCUGGACGACGUUGCAUAGCAACUGUAAGCAGGCUGGAAGACCCAGUAACCAGCAAAACUGUUUCAAAGUUUGUGACUGGCACAAAGAGUUGUACGACUGGAGACUGGGACCCUGGAAUCAGUGUCAGCCCGUAAUUUCCAAAAGCCUAGAAAAACCCCUGGAGUGUAUCAAGGGAGAAGAAGGCAUUCAGGUGAGAGAGAUAACGUGCAUCCAGAAAGACAAAGACCUGCCUGCUGAGGACAUCAUCUGUGAGUACUUUGAGCCCAAGCCUCUCCUGGAACAGGCUUGCCUCAUUCCUUGUCAGCAAGAUUGCAUCGUGUCUGAGUUCUCCCCGUGGUCCGAGUGCUCCAAGACCUGUGGCAGCGGACUCCAGCAUCGGACACGGCAUGUUGUGGCGCCCCCACAGUUUGGAGGUUCUGGCUGUCCAAACCUGACGGAAUUCCAGGUGUGCCAGUCCAGCCCUUGCGAGGUGGAGGAGAGCAUGUACAGCUUGCAGGUGGGGCCCUGGAGCGCGUGCUCCAUGCCGCACUCCAGACAAGUGAGACAGGCAAGGAGACGUGGAAAGAAUAAAGAUCGGGAAAAGGACCGAGGCAAAGGAGUAAAGGAUCCUGAAGCCCGGGAACUUAUCAAGAAAAAGAGAAAUCGGAACAGACAGAACCGACAAGAGAAUAAAUAUUGGGACAUCCAGAUUGGAUAUCAGACCAGGGAGGUUAUGUGCACCAACAAGACCGGGAAAGCUGUUGAUUUGAGCUUUUGCCAGCAAGAGAAGCUCCCAAUGACUGUCCAAUCCUGUGUGAUCACCAAGGAGUGCCAGGUGUCCGAGUGGCUGGAAUGGAGCGCAUGCUCAGCAACGUGCCGUGAUACCGCAUCCCCCACAGGCACACGUGCUCGGACGCGAACCAUCAAGCAGUUUCCUAUUGGCAGUGAAAAGGAAUGUCCGGAACUUGAAGAAAAAGAACCGUGUGUGUCUCAAGGAGAUGGAGUCGCCCUCUGUGCCACGUAUGGCUGGAGAACAACUGAGUGGACCGAGUGCCGUGUGGACCCUUUGCUGAGCCAGCAGGACAAGAGGCGUGGGAACCAGACUGCCCUCUGUGGAGGAGGCGUCCAGACCCGAGAGGUAUACUGCGUGCAAACCAAUGAAAACCUCCUCGCACACUUAAAUACCCCCAAGGACAGAGAAGAAAGUAAAUAUCAGAGCUUGUCGAAGUCUAGUGCUGCACCUUUCCUAUCCAUCACUUUUGAAAUAACAGCCUCAAAACCAGUGGAUUCGAAAUUAUGCACCGGUCCAGUCCCUAAUACGACACAACUGUGCCACAUUCCUUGUCCAAUUGAAUGUGAGGUUUCACCUUGGUCUGCUUGGGGACCUUGUACUUAUGAAAACUGUGAUGACCAACAAGGCAAAAAAGGUUUCAAACUGAGGAAGCGGCGCAUUACCAAUGAGCCCACUGGAGGCUCCGGGGGUACCGGAAACUGCCCUCACUUACUGGAAGCCAUUCCUUGUGAAGAGCCAUCCUGCUAUGACUGGAAAGCAGUGAGGCUCGGAGACUGUGAGCCAGAUAAUGGAAAAGAGUGUGGUCCGGGCACUCAGGUUCAAGAAGUUGUGUGCAUCAACAGCGAUGGUGAAGAAGUGGACAGACAACUUUGCAGAGAUGCCAUCUUCCCCAUUCCGGUGGCCUGUGAUGCCCCAUGCCCCAAGGACUGUGUGCUCAGCACCUGGUCCACGUGGUCUUCCUGCUCACACACCUGCUCAGGAAAAACCACAGAAGGGAAACAGAUACGAGCCCGGUCCAUCCUGGCCUAUGCGGGUGAAGAAGGUGGAAUUCGCUGUCCAAACACCAGUGCUCUGCAAGAGGUGCGCAGCUGUAAUGAGCAUCCCUGCACCGUGUACCACUGGCAAACUGGUCCCUGGGGCCAAUGCAUAGAGGAUACCUCAGUGUCAUCUUUCAACACAACUACAGCUUGGAAUGGGGAGGCCUCGUGCUCUGUUGGCAUGCAGACAAGAAAAGUUAUCUGUGUACGAGUCAAUGUGGGCCAAGUGGGACCCAAAAAGUGUCCGGAAAGCCUUCGGCCUGAAACCGUGAGGCCUUGUCUGCUUCCUUGUAGGAAGGACUGUAUCAUGACUCCAUAUAGCGACUGGACACCAUGCCCCUCCUCCUGUAGAGAAGGUGACUUGGGAGUCAGGAAGCAGUCUCGGCUUCGGGUCAUCAUUCAGCUGCCAGCCAACGGAGGCCGGGACUGCACAGAUCCUCUCUAUGAAGAGAAGGCCUGCGAGGCCCCGCCAGUGUGUCAGAGCUACAGGUGGAAGACUCACAAAUGGCGCAGGUGCCAGUUAGUCCCUUGGAGCAUACAACAGGACAUCCCUGGAGCACAGGAAGGCUGUGGGCCUGGACGACAGGCAAGAGCCAUUACUUGUCGAAAGCAAGAUGGGGGACAGGCUGGCAUCCACGACUGCCUCCGGUAUGCAGGCCCUGUGCCAGCCCUCACACAAGCUUGCCAGAUCCCCUGCCAGGAUGACUGUCAGUUUACCAGCUGGUCCAAGUUUUCUUCAUGCAAUGGAGACUGUGGUGCAGUUAGGACCAGAAAGCGUACUAUUGUUGGAAAAAGUAAAAAGAAAGAGAAAUGUAAAAAUUCCCAUUUGUACCCCCUGAUUGAGACUCAGUAUUGUCCUUGUGACAAAUACAAUGCCCAGCCUGUGGGGAACUGGUCAGACUGCAUUUUACCAGAGGGGAAAGUGGAAGUGCUAUUGGGAAUGAAAAUACAAGGAGACAUCAAGGAAUGUGGACAAGGAUAUCGUUACCAAGCAAUGGCAUGCUACGAUCAAAAUGGAAGGCUAGUGGAAACAUCCAGAUGUAACAGCCAUGGGUACAUUGAAGAGGCCUGCAUCAUCCCCUGCCCCUCAGACUGCAAACUCAGCGAGUGGUCCAACUGGUCCCGCUGCAGUAAGUCCUGUGGCAGCGGUGUGAAGGUUCGUUCCAAAUGGCUGCGUGAAAAACCAUAUAAUGGAGGAAGACCUUGCCCCAAACUGGACCAUGUCAACCAGGCACAGGUAUACGAGGUUGUCCCAUGCCAUAGUGACUGCAACCAGUACAUAUGGGUCACAGAACCAUGGAGUGUCUGCAAGGUGACCUUCGUGGAUAUGCGGGAUAACUGUGGAGAGGGUGUGCAAACGAGAAAAGUGAGAUGCAUGCAGAAUACAGCAGAUGGACCUUCUGAACACGUGGAGGAUUACCUCUGUGACCCAGAAGAGAUGCCUCUGGGCUCCAGAGAGUGCAAAUUACCUUGCCCUGAGGACUGCGUAAUAUCUGAAUGGGGUCCAUGGACCCGUUGUGCUUUGCCUUGCAAUCAAAGCAGCUUCCGCCAAAGGUCAGCAGAUCCCAUCAGACAACCUGCUGAUGAAGGAAGAUCCUGCCCGAAUGCUGUGGAGAAGGAACCCUGCAACCUGAACAAAAACUGCUACCACUAUGAUUAUAAUGUAACAGACUGGAGUACAUGUCAGCUGAGUGAGAAGGCAGUUUGUGGAAAUGGCAUUAAAACAAGGAUGUUGGAUUGCGUUCGAAGUGAUGGCAAGUCAGUUGACCUGAAAUAUUGCGAAGAGCUGUCCUUGGAGAAGCACUGGCAGAUGAACGCAUCCUGUGUGGUGGAAUGCCCUGUGAACUGUCAGCUUUCAGAUUGGUCCUCUUGGUCAAAAUGUUCUCAAACAUGUGGCCUCACAGGAAAAAUGAUCCGAAGACGAACAGUGACCCAACCCUUUCAGGGUGAUGGAAGACCAUGCCCUUCCCUGAUGGAACAGUCCAAGCCUUGCCCAGUGAAGCCCUGUUAUCAGUGGCAAUAUGGCCAGUGGUCUCCAUGUCAAGUGCAGGAGGCUCAGUGUGGAGAAGGGACCAGAACAAGGAACAUUUCUUGUGUAGUGAGCGAUGGGUCAUCUGAUGACUUUGGCAAAGUAGUGGAUGAGGAAUUCUGUGCUGACAUUGAACCCACUAUAGAUGGUAGUAAAAAAAUGGUUCUGGAGGAAACCUGCACCCAGCCUUGCCCAGGUGACUGUUACUUGAAGGACUGGUCUCCAUGGAGCCUCUGUCAGCUGACCUGUGUGAAUGGUGAGGAUUUAGGCUUUGGUGGAAUACAGGUCCGAUCCAGAGCAGUGAUUAUACAAGAACUGGAGAAUCAACAUUUGUGCCCAGAGCAGAUGUUAGAAACAAAAUCAUGUGAUGAUGGACAGUGCUAUGAGUAUAAAUGGAUGGCCAGUGCUUGGAAAGGCUCUUCCCGAACAGUCUGGUGUCAAAGGUCAGAUGGGGUAAAUGUAACAGGGGGCUGCUUGGUGGUGAGCCAGCCUGAUGCUGAUAGGUCUUGUAACCCUCCGUGCAGUCAGCCUCACUCGUACUGCAGUGAGACAAAGGCAUGCCGCUGUGAAGAGGGGUACACUGAGGUCAUGUCUUCUAACAGCACACUCGAGCAGUGCACACUUAUCCCUGUGGUGGUGAUACCCACCAUGGAGGACAAGAGAGGAGACGUGAAAACCAGUCGGGCAGUGCAUCCAACCCAGCCUUCCAGCAACCCAGCAGGACGGGGCCGGACCUGGUUUCUGCAGCCAUUUGGACCAGAUGGGAGACUAAAGACCUGGGUUUAUGGUGUAGCUGCUGGGGCAUUUGUGUUACUCAUCUUUAUUGUCUCCAUGAUUUAUCUAGCUUGCAAAAAGCCAAAGAAACCCCAAAGAAGGCAAAACAACCGACUGAAACCUUUAACCUUAGCUUAUGAUGGAGAUGCAGACAUGUAACAUUUAACUUUUCUGGCAACAACCAGUUUUGGCUUUCUGACUUUGUUGUAGACAUCCAGAGGCUGCAACAACAAUAUCCAAACUAUGUGGAUUAUAAUUCAUUUUAACUUAAAAAAAAAAAAAAGAAAAUGAAAAUCAUACUGCCACUGAGCUAUU